AUGGCACAUCUCUUAAAAAACCCAAAAGUGAUGUGUAAAGCCAAAGAAGAGCUAUCAGAAGUGAUAGGUAAAGGGAAUUCAAUUGAAGAAUCACACAUGGAGAAGCUUCCAUAUUUACAAGCAAUCAUCUCAGAAGCUUUAAGAAUGCAAUCAUCAUUUCUAGUUCCACGAAAAUCAGAAUCAGAAGUAACAAUUUCAGGCUUUACAAUUCCAAAAGGGACUCAAAUUAUUGUGAAUUUAUGGGCUUCGUGUAGAGACCCAAAUUUAUGGGAAAAUCCAGAUGUGUUCAUGCCAGAGAGAUUCUUGGAACGUAAAGCAAGAAAUUUUGAGUUUAUUCCAUUUAGUCAUUGGGAGGAGGACUUGUCCUGGUCAGGGAAUGGCAAUGAGGAUGUUACAUUUGGUAGUUGGUUCUUUGAUUCAUUGCUUUGA
Cucumis melo (muskmelon) is the source of this 429-nucleotide messenger RNA. Its product is annotated as drimenol monooxygenase-like. NCBI's taxonomy places the organism in Eukaryota, Viridiplantae, Streptophyta, Magnoliopsida, Cucurbitales, Cucurbitaceae. Bases 1 to 429 code for a protein of 142 amino acids. The record is from RefSeq and is a predicted model, not a curated record. The transcript has a single exon. Gene Ontology annotation, molecular function: heme binding; iron ion binding; oxidoreductase activity, acting on paired donors, with incorporation or reduction of molecular oxygen.